CGGACAGACAGCUCAGUAUCCAGCUUCAGUGUUUUCUCUUUGUCCUGCUGUGCCAUCAAGUGGUUUGAAUAGCACUAUUUUGCUCUUUUGUUGUGUUGUGCAAUCAAGUCUGAAGUUCUGCCCCACUGUGUUGUCAAGUCUCAAGUUCUGUCCCCCAUCAAGUGCUUUCCAUCAAGUUCUCCAAGAUCCAUCCAUCCAGUUGUGCUCUUCUCAAGGUUCCAAGUUCUACAUCCAAGAAUUCUGAAUCAAUAUCACCAUGACCAUUGUAGGACUCAAACGUCUACAAAGCCAGAAGUCUUAUUUGGCCAACACCCAAAAGGUCAAGAUUGAAAAGCACAAGUCAUCUAGUUGGCUCCGAGACAUGAAUUACUUCUGUGGAUUGGUGAAGUCACCUGAUUUCACUAAUGAAUACAUUCAAACACAGGCUUCCUUCCUUCGCAAAAGAGGCAAGAACAACAAGAACAGUGGUUGGUUUCCUCAAUUGAACCGUUUGUUUGAUGUUGUGACACAAAAUGAGGAGGGAAUCAUCAUUAGCUUUGACCGGGAUACUUUUAAAUACAAGAGUGAGGAUGACCCUAACAGUUCUGAAGAUUUCUGCAUCAAGUACAGAACGGAGAUUGGGAAACCAUUCUUGCAAUGCAUUGAAAAGAAAACUUCCAAGAUCCUUCAAAUUAUUCACCAUGGAUUGUUUGAUGGAAGACUUGGCCCCGACUUCACCAAGGAUGAUCUCAAAAAAUUCCUCAACAAUUAUGUUUACUGUGACGUCUUUGUGGAGAUGCCUUUCCUUGUCGUUGAGGAGGAUGAUCCCUCGAACUUUGUCUCCAUAAAUGAUUUGGCACCUUUGCCAAAUUAUGUUCGAGCAUGGAUGGACCAAAUUGAUGAUGGAGUCCUUCAGGAAAAAGACAAGUUCUCAACCCGUAAACUUGAAUUCAUUGCGGAGGAAGUGGGAUUGAUCCAACAAGCACUCCAAGAAACACACCAUGGGGACCGUUACCACCUCAAGUUGAAUCAGGCUCAACAACAUCAUGACAAGCUCAAUUCAAAGCUCCAAAAUAUGACUGGGGAAAAUCUUCCCAACUUUCCCUACUUUUUUCUUGAUGAAGGCAAGACAAAACUUCGAUUCAUUGUCUCAUCCAUUGAAGGUGGUGUUGCCACAGUGAACAUUCGAUCCAGUGUUAUCAAUGAUAAAGGGAAGGAGAUUCCACCCAUUCCACAUAGCAAGAUUCCAUCUUUUCUUUCCCAACAAGUCUCAAAAGACAAUGGAAAUGUCACAGAGGCUGAAGCAUUGAAUUUGGUGAUGACUGAAUUUCACAUCGUUUCCAUCACUCAGUUGAGUUUGCUUAUGAACAUUCACCCCAAGUACAGUGAUGUUAUUGAGGUGGACACUGGUUCUUUGUCAAUUGUGCACACCAAUCAACUUGCAGUUCCUAAUGGGAAGCAGAAAAUCCAAGCCAAUGGUGGACAGAUAGUUGUAUCUGGUGAGGGUGAGGUGUAUUUUCCUCCUGGUACAACAAAUCGGGAUUUGCUGGAUUGGAAAAGGGAAGUCAACCAAAGCCAGAAGGAAGUGCUUCGUAUGCAGCUUGAAUUGGAGAAGGACAAGUUUCAAAAAAACCACGAAUUGGAGAAGGACAAGCUUCAAGCACAAAAGGAGAAAAACCGGGAUCAAGCUACCAAGGAGCUAGUAGAGAUGAUGAUGCAAAAUGUGGUGGCUGAAGUGAAGCAAAGCAAUCAAAUUACUGUGGCUGAAGUGAAGCAAAGCAAUCAAAGUUUUGCAAACCAAAUCACAAAUGACGUGAAGCAAAGCAAUCAAAGUACUGCAAACCAUAUCAUGGAAACAGUGGAAUCCCAAGGGGAACAACUGCGAAAAGUGGUUUCAACCAUCAAGAAGGCUCCUCUUCAGAAAGAUGAUUCUUCUGAAGUUCCUUCUCACUUGAGGAAAGCACUGUUUGUUUCAGCUGGAACUGCUGAUUCUGCCAACAAUCUCCAAGCUGGUUCGCCUUCCUGUGGUGAUAGUGGUGUGGAUGGUGAUGGUGAUUCCUCCAACACCAACAUCCCUAGGGAUUCAUCUGGAGGUGUUCCUGCCAUGCCAGUUGUUGAGGAUGUGUGUAGUGGUGAUGAGCAAAGUGGGAUUACUGAUGGCUCCAAUGAGGAGAAAAAUGAUAUGGGUGAAGAAGAAAAUGGCACUACCACCUUUGCCCCUUCUACCCCCAAACCCAAGAAGAAAACUAAAUUCCUUUCCCCAGGUUCAUUGGCUUCAACUAUCUUGUUUUACCCCUUCCAACGUGAGGGUGAAGAGGUUGUUACCAUUGGGAUAGCUGAGUGGGAGAGGAAGGAUCAACCAGGUUUUAUCCAGGUUCGAAAGACUGUGAAUGGACACGUGGUACCUCUUUCAAGAUCCAAAGGGGAACCAUGUGGUAAAUGCUUGAAAAGUCUGAGACGAUCCAAUGGUUAUUGCUGGCACCACAAAAACUUGGGGGAUGCAGAUCAAAUGGAAUGGGUUUCCUAUCUGCAGGAACAGGCUAAGCCACCUGACAAUGGUCAUUUCCAAGAUGUGGUGGACAUUGAUGGCAAGGAAAUGUGUGAUGCCAACACAGUUUAGACUCUCUUGAUUACAGUCCUUCCCAAACGUCACCAUUGUUGGCAAAUCAAUGGCCACGAGCUGUAAUGGCUGGGAUUGGCAACAACAACAUUAUUUAGUGUAACACUUAUAGCUGCUUGAACGUUUUGGGUG
This is a messenger RNA of Seminavis robusta, 2731 nucleotides long. NCBI's taxonomy places the organism in Eukaryota, Bacillariophyta, Bacillariophyceae, Naviculales, Naviculaceae. The record is from the annotation of a GenBank genome assembly.